AACUGGUAAAUAAACCUAUACGUUAAUUUCGAAGUGUCAAAACAAAACAAAUUAUAAAUUUUUAAUAUAAUACGUUUAUCCUAAAAAUAUUUGCAUCGAUAUGUCGCCUUAAAGACUUAUUUCCUUUAUAACGUAACAUUUAUAUUCUAAAUUUAAUGCACUGAUUCCAUAGAUUUUAUACUACGGUUUUUGUUUGAAAUGACAAGUUUUGCGUUGCGCAGUACACUUUCUUAUUGUUCUGUCAUUCUGUUUUUUAUAUGAAGGGUUUUUGUUUAUGUUUACAUUGUGUUUUCAUAGUGUUUUAUGUUGAUUAUGAAUGUUUGAUAAUUACAUAUGAAAACUAGUGUCCUAAAUAAUAUUUAUUUUAUACUUGUCGAGGACUUAAAACAGUGAUGAAAUAGCACUUACAACCAAAACUAAAAUAUGACUUCAAACAAGCGGAAUAACAAACACGACGAUUGUGGAGUCACCGAAAAUACGGAUUUAAGUGAUAAUAGUGACAGUAUUUAUAACUCAAACAAACCUAGAGUAAAUGCCAGUAGAACUGAUGAUAACGAAAUGGAUCAUAUACAGUUAUCUCCAAAUACUUAUGAGGGGUCAAGAAAAAGACGUAGGAGUAAUAAAAUUGUAUCGGACAGUGACCACAAACGUAAUGCACAAGAGCCACCUGUAAAAAGAGAAAAAAGUACAAAUGAUACACCAUGUAGUUCCAAUCAAGAAGCAGAUUCACAGGAGUUGUACGGUUUGAAACCAGAAUAUGUGAAACAUUUAAAAAUCACACCACCUCUCACUCAAUGGGUAUAUGUUAACAAUUUCAGGUGUGAUAAGACAGAAUUGAAAGAGUUAUUGGAGUUGGCGGGACAUGUCGUCUCCUGCACCGUUGUUCACGCUCAUUCCAGAUAUGCCAAUGUUAUGUAUAGUCACCCCUUGGAAGCCGUACAGGCUAUAUCAAUGUUAAAUGACCGGAAACUCUAUGGUCUCAAUUUGAAAAUUACUAUGAUAAAAUAUCCAAAUAACACAGUUCUCCUACCAAGAGGUCUUACUGAUAUAGGCAAUGGUUUUGGACUUAAUGGCAAACCUUUAAGGGACGUUGCGAGAGAAUAUGAAAAGUUUGUAAAUAAACAACCUUGUUUGAUAAAUAAAUCUUUAUUCAAGUCCCUUGAUUCGAAUUGUGGACAAAAUGACAAUGACAAUCGACAUGUUAAAAGAGAAAAACGUUGCGAUAAAAAGGAAAUAAAAGAGGAAGGUAAUAAUUGUGAAGUAUCAACAAAAGCGAUGGAAUUUGAUAAUAUAAUAGCCUUCAUAAUUAAAAAUAUGGAUGAUAUAGUUGACAGUAUCAAUAUGGACUGUGGUAGUGAUAUUGCAGAGAAAAAAAGCAUCAACAAGGAAAGUAAACGUGAAGAUAGUAAUUCUAUUAAAGAAUCUGAUAAAGAAGCAACCACCCAAGGCAAGGAUCAAAGUAUUACAGACAAUCAAAAAGACAAAGUAAAUGUAGCCAAAGCAAUACCUCAUAAAUCAGAUAAUAAUCCAUCAAACUUGUUACCAUCAAUGUCUACAAAACCUGUUGAUAGUCGUUAUGAAGAGACACAGAAUACGCAGAACACUUUUACGGCGUCACUACAGCCACAGACACAAGGAAUUAGUCCCAUAGGAGAGAAGGUAGAAGAUGUUAAGUCACAUGGUUCUAUUAGUACCAUGGCUGAAACCAGUGGGUCUAUAGGUAGAUCUAAUUGGCCUAUGAGUGGGCCUGCUGGACCAAUAGGUCCGUUUGGUCAAAUAAAUGGUCCAGCAUGGCAGAUGAGUUCCAAUAGUUCCAUUGGUGGUUCCAGUUGGUCCACAGGUGGUGCAAGUGGUUUAAUGGGUGGUCCUACGGGUAGUUCAAAUGGUUCUAUGGGUGGCUCAAACGAACCGAUGAGUGGCCCCAACAGAUCGAUGGGUGGCCCCAACGGGCCGAUGAGUGGCCCCAACGGACCGAUGGGUGGCUCCAACGGACCGAUGGGUGGCCCCAACGGGCCGAAGACUGACCCCAAUGGACCGAUGGGUGGCCUCAACGGACCGAUGUGUGGCCCCAACGGGCCGAUGAGUGGCCCCAACGGACCGAUGGGUGGCUCCAACGGACCGAUGGGUGGCCCUAACGGACCGAUGAGUGGCCCUAACGGACCGAUGGGUGGCUCCAACGGACCGAUAGGUGGUCCCUGUGGUCCGAAUGGUGGCCCCAACGGACCGAUGAGUGGUUCCAACGGGUCGAUGGGUGGUUCUAACGGACCGAUGGGUGGCCCCUGUGGCCCGAUGAAUGGCCCCAACGGACCGAUGGGUGGUUCCUGCGGUCCGAUGGGUGGCCCCUGUGGCCCGAUGAAUGGCCCCAACGGAUCGAUGGGUGGCCCCUGCGGUCCGAUGGGUGGCCCCAACGGUCCGAUGAGUGGCCCCAACGGAACGAUGGGUGGAUCCAACGGACCGAUGGGUGGCCCUUGCGGCCCGAUGGGUGGCCCCAACGGACCGAUGGGCGGUCCCUGCGGUCCGAUGGGUGGCCCCAACGGACCGAUGGGUGGCCCCAACGGACCGAUGGGUGGCCCCAACGGACCGAUGGGUGGCCCAGGCGGUCUGAUGAGUGGCCCCAACGGGCCGAUGGGUGGCCCCAACGUUCCUAUGGGUGGCCCCAACGGUCCGAUGGGUGGCCCCAACGGUCCGAUGGGUGGCCCCAACAGGUCGAUGGUUGGUUACAACGGACCGAUGGGUGGCCCUAACGGACCGAUGGGUGGCCCUAACGGACCGAUGGGUGGCCCUAACGGACCGAUGGUUGGACCCAACGGACCUAUGUGUGGCCCCAACGGACCGAUGGGUGGCCCCAACGGACCUAUGGGUGGCCCCAACGGACCGAUGGGUGGACCCAAUGGACCUAUGGGUGGCCCCAAUGGACCGAUGGGUGGCCCCAACGGACCGAUGGCUGGCCCCAACGGACCGAUGGGUGGCUUCAACUGGCCGAUGGGUGGCUCCAAUGGGCCGAUGGGUGGCUCUAAUGGUUCCAUGGUUUGUCCUAUGAGUGGCUCAAAUGGUCCCGGUGGGCUCAUGAGUGGACCCAGCGGUUUUAUGGGUCGCCCCAAUGGGCCUAUGGGUGGCCCCAAUGGUUCCAUGGGUGGCACCAACGGGCCCAUGAGUGGCCCUACAAGUACGGGUUCUAUGGGUGGUUCUAACAGUCCCAUGAGUGGUACCAACAGUCCAAAUGGUCUCAUGAGUAAUCCCAAUAUACCUAUGGGUAGUUCCACUGGUCCUAUGGCCAGUUCUAGUGACUUUGUCUCUAGUCAUUCAGGGCCUAUGUAUGGUUCUGAAGCAUCUAUGUCUGGUUCUAAUAAUUCCAUACCUUCCUCUACGAUCCGUCUACAAAAUUUGCCGCCAACUGUAACCUUUACAUUACUCUGCAACAAGAUGUCACAGUGCGGUCAGGUGAUGUCUCUGCGAUUGGGGUCACCUGGGUGUGCCUUCGUGAAGUUUAAUCUUCCAAAGCAUGCUGAUGUGUGUUUCCGACGCUUUAAUAACAGCUAUAUAGAGGGGCGCCGUAUAGAGGCCACGUACGUGUAAAGGCGAUGACCUCCCAAAUUGGACAAAUUUUGGACUGCCGACCACGUGAUUUCUCCGUCAGUGGGCUGUAAGUAGGCACUUGUAUUGAAAGAAUGGCUUAAUAUUAUAUAAAUAUAAGUAUACUAAUAAGUUAAUAUUAAGUUUUUUUUUAAUUUUAAUAAAAAUAGCAUAGAUAUCUAUAAAUUAAUUUUAAGUUAUUUUUAACUAUAAUUUAUCGUCACUGCAACCGUUAACUGUACACUAUUGAACAUAAGCCUACCCCAUAAAGGGAUUAUUGCCAGUAGUUGCCACGUUGGCGUUGCAACCGCAGUUAAGCUUGAGGGAUGCUUAAGAGUGAUGCUGCUGUCCAUUAAGGACAAUUUAAGUGUUAAAUUUGAAAUGUAUUUUAUAACUGUUAACAAUACCAAUUUUUUUUAUUUAAGGGUGACUAUUCACUAAAGGCUGUUGAAAGUCGAUAUUCUUCCUCAGGGAAUUCAUAUAUUAGAUAUAUUAGAUAUUUUACUAAGAAAUAACAAUUAUUAGAAAUAAUGUAAGUAAUGUUAAAUUUAUUUCCAAAAGAGAUCUUUUACUGUCAAUUUAAACAUGGUAGCAUAGGAAGUUAAUCAAUACAUAUAAUAAAAUCGUAAUUGGUCGCUGUCUGUACAUAGAAGAUAUAUAAGAAAACGUAUUACAGGAGGAGUAUAUGAACGCAAUAGAAUCUGAAAUAUUGAUUUUUAGAAUUUUUGUCUGUAUGUCUGUACGUUUGUGCAAGCUAAUCUCAGAAACGGCUGAACCGAUUUGAAUGCGGUCUGCUCUAUUAAACAUUUAGUGUUUAUUUUAUUUCAACCGGUUCAUAAAUAAAAAAGGUAUAUCAAUAUAAAGAACCACAUUUGAAAUGGCUGAAACUUCUUUUAUUAUAAGUAUUGAUUUUUGAAAAUUCUGUCUAUUCGUGCGAAGCCGGGUCGUAUCGUUAGUUUAUUAAUAUGAUUAAUAAAUUCACAUAUGUCAUAUGUCUAUUAUUUUAGAUUGUUUGUGUUUAGGAUAAGUUUAUUUGUAGCAUUUAGAACUAAGUAACUAUUGUACCAUGUAAAUGGUUAUUUAUUUUUAAACCUUAUUUCAUCAAUGUUGAAAAUUAUGUGCAGUGUUCCAUUUUAGUUUUUUGAGUACGAUCCUAAUAUUUAAUAUAAAAAAUAUCUAUUUAACAUAUGUGUAGUACAUUUGUUAAAUACUACUUAACAAUUUAAUACGAGUAAGUAAUUAUAUUUUACAUUAAGUUUAAUUAUAAUUAAGUUUUUAGUCCAUAGUUUUGUCAGUAGGUUAACCCUUCUUUGCAUGUUUUUUUUUUUGGUGAAGUAAAUCAAGGUGAUAUAAUUCAUGUUCAACAUUAAAGGAAAAACGUUAAAAAAUAAAUGUGACAGCUUUGUUUUUUUUUCUGCAAUAUACAUUAAAAAGUUAUUAAGACACGAUUAACUUAAAGUGAACUUGUUCUUUUAUAAAAUUUUUGGACAUUCAAUGUUAUGAUGGAAAUUUCCACCAUUAUGCAAAGAAGGGUUAUCCCUAUUGUAUAUACCUAACCUAACGUACAUACUUAUAUAUUUUAAAUAAAUAGUUAUAUUUAUUAUUCCUGAGCUACUAAUAUUUUCUGCAUGUUGUUUAAGUACUAAGAUAUAAUAAAUAAAGUAGUAAAAUAAGCGAAUACAAAUAUGUGAUAUAAACAACAUGUUUUGUUUUUAACCAUUUUUUAUACUGGUAUACUAGCUACCUAUGUACUUUUAAAAGAAUAAGUUGGAAUUGAAUAAGCCUAUUUUUUCCAUAUAUUGAAAAAUUGCUAUAAAGCCUGACUCUUAAGUGCUAGGGGAAGAGGGAUUGUUAGUAAUGGGGUCUAAUUGCCCCAUUGUUGUUGCUAGCAAUAAACCCUAAGUAUAUUGCUAGUAACGCAUUAAAUUUAAGCAUAGCAUUAAAAAAAUCUAGACUUUUAAGUGUUACGAAUAUGUUACUUAAAAUCCCAUUAUAUUUUACUGUUUACAUACGUCAUUACUGUCUUGGAUACCCAUAAAAAUUAUAAAUAAAUAUAUAUUAACUAUAAAUCAAGAA
This is a messenger RNA of Galleria mellonella (greater wax moth), 5649 nucleotides long. Its product is annotated as collagen alpha-1(I) chain-like. Lineage: Eukaryota; Metazoa; Arthropoda; Insecta; Lepidoptera; Pyralidae. Bases 424 to 3576 code for a protein of 1050 amino acids. Gene Ontology annotation, cellular component: cytosol. The record is from RefSeq and is a predicted model, not a curated record. Gene Ontology annotation, molecular function: mRNA binding. The transcript is spliced from 8 exons.